ACGAGUGUCACCUCUAUGACCUGCUGCAAGUAAAACAAAAAAACAAUAAGCAAAUUAUAACUUUGUUGGAAUCUGGUUAGAUUAUGGGGAUUGCCAUCCAAAAAGGCGAACGGGAGGCGUAAGUGAAACCAGCCGAGGACGAACUGCAUCCAAUGCGCCUGCUUUGUUUGCUUUUAAGAAGCGCUGGUGUCAAGCAGCAGGUGUUUAGAUCGAGAUCCAAAUCCAAAUCCAUGACCAUUUCUCGGAAGGAUUCCAGCCAGAGGGUGUUGUGAUGGAGCGCUAGGUUGUGGCGAGGAUGUGGCCAGCUGCCCUGUCCCGCCUGCUGAGACGCCGCAUUGUCUACAUUGUGCUGGUGCUGCUACUACUCGUUUACGGAUUCGGGCACCUCUUCGAUCGGGACUCCUUUGCUGGUCUGCGCUAUGACGAGUACGUGGUCCAGCGCACCCGACCGCUGCUGUGGACACAGCAGCUUCUGGCACCGGAGGAGCAGCUCAAUCGCACACGCGGCGAUCCGGAGGCACGCUGCCGCAACUCAGUGCAGGGUAGCCGACUGCUGGCCGACGAGCGGGGAUUCGUGUGCCGCCGCGAGGAGGUGCUGACCAGUGGCUGCUGCAAUCCCGAGUUGCCUGGCAUAGGCUAUUACAGCUGCCGCACCUGUAACACCAGCACCCACUGCUGCAGCGUGUACGAGUACUGCGUCUCCUGCUGCCUGCAUCCCGGCCAGCAGCCGCUGCUCGAACGCGUCCUGCGAGCACCCAACACGCCCAAGUACAUCUUCGCCAGCGUUACGGAUCACUUCGAGCUUUGCCUGGUCAAGUGCCGGACGAACUCGCACUCCGUGGAGCACGAGAACAAGUACCGCGAUCCGGCGGCCAAGCAUUGUUACGGUCUCACCGAGGCGCAUGAAUCCCAGCGGGAUGUGGCGCCACAGGGAGCGAGUCGUAGCUGACCACUGGUCACUGCCGCUCCUCCUCCGUCCAAUGCGAUGAGAUUUCUUCUGUAAAAAGUUCCCAGCCCGAGAGAUUGACGUUGAACGGCCGAGCCUUACCUCGAACUAGAAAUUAUGAUGUUAUUAAUGACCAUUUAGCGAAAUGUCAGGGAAUGCUAUGCUCUAUUAGAGGGUAUUUUAAUGGGAUACACUUUUUUGACAACCAAUUUCCCACAUUGUACAUUGUAGUUUAUUUAGUUUUCAUAAGAAUUAGCCAUUUCUGCUAUUAAGCCACCUUUUUUUAACCUGAGACCAAUUAGAACCAACGUAAAUUUAAAUCGAAUUUAGGUUGUAGUAAUAAUACAUUUUUUACGCUUUCUUAAAAUAGCUUCAAUUAUUUUUGUUAAAAACGGAACUGACAUCCUAACAUUUCAAAGAAUAACAAACAGGCUCAAAAGCUCUCUUCAACUGCAUAUGAUUUAAUAAAUUAGUAAAUAGAUAGAAUUUUUGUAAAUAAACUUGUAAAUGUUAAUCUUAUAGGUGCAAUUUUGGUCUAUGAGUGAAGACCUUAAGUAACAUUAUUUAUUGAUGUUUGAUUGUGUAAAUAGUGCUUGAAAAUAAAUAGGAAAAAACCAUAAACAGAAA
This is a messenger RNA of Drosophila ficusphila, 1573 nucleotides long. RefSeq names its product SREBP regulating gene protein. The record is from RefSeq and is a predicted model, not a curated record. Gene Ontology annotation, biological process: positive regulation of SREBP signaling pathway. Bases 296 to 949 code for a protein of 217 amino acids. NCBI's taxonomy places the organism in Eukaryota, Metazoa, Arthropoda, Insecta, Diptera, Drosophilidae. The transcript has 2 exons.